AUGAGCGGGGUCAUUCUUAUGAGUUCAAUCAAUGAGAUGGAGAGGAGUCAUACUUUGCACGGAGAGAUGAGUUCAUCUCAUGUGGAAAAGCGACAAAAGAGCGCCCAGGAUGAUGGCCUACCUACCCCACAACGCGAUCAAUAUACGAUCGCCUGGAUUUGUGCCCUGUCGAUAGAAAUGGCGGCAGCUCGAGCCAUGCUGGAUCAGGUUCACGAGCCUCUGCCGACAACCCUUGAAGACAGCAACACAUAUGUACUUGGAAACAUUAAACAUCACAAUGUCGUUAUCGCGUGCUUGCCAGCAGAGCAAUACGGGACCAACAACGCAGCAAAUGUCGUGACCAACAUGAAGCGCACUUUCCCAGCAAUCCGUGCGGGGCUGAUGGUCGGGAUUGGCGGUGGCGCUCCGGGCAAGGUAGAUGUCCGGUUGGGUGACGUUGUCGUCGGAACAAGGGUCAUGCAGUACGAUCUUGGCAAGGUUGUCGGAGACGGGAAGCUGCAGCGGACAGCAAUCCCUAGAAUUCUUCAUCACUUGCUUGGGACAGCCGUGUCGAGUCUCCGCUCAAAACACGAAUUGGACCCCAGCCGGAUUUCAUUCAUCUUGCAACAGAAACUACAAGGUCACUCUGCGUACGGCCGACCCAGCACACCGGAUCGCCUCUUCAAGGCGGCUUAUCCCCAUGCAAUCGCGCUGGCUAGUUGUGAUGAAUGCGACCCUUCAAUGUUGCAGUACCGGGGCGGACGAAUUUCGAACUAUGCGACGAUUCAUUAUGGCGCGAUCGCUUCUGGCAAUCAGGUCAUGAAGAGCGGCACCACCCGGGACAUUGUCGCUGAACAGCUGGAUGUUAUAUGUUUCAAGAUGGAGGCUGCUGGCCUUAUGGAUAUCCUUCCUUGUCUCCCGAUCCGAGGAAUAUGCGACUACUCAGAUUCUCAUAAAACCAAGGAAUGGCAGAGAUAUGCCGCGGCAACCGCGGCCGCAUACGCGAGAGAGUUACUUGAAGAGUUAUCUGUGACCGAAGGCCGUACACGGAUUUCUUCGGGAAUUAAUCCUCAGCAAGAUCCUUCGGACACGCGCCGACAGAGCCUGUUGAACUCCCUUAAGUUCGAGCAAAUGGAUGCUCGUAGGAUAACCAUAACAGCAGCCCACGCCAGGACAUGUCGAUGGUUCCCUAGUCACCCCGAGUACGAGGCAUGGCUUGAUCCUGCUAGACUGAAGCAACAUCAUGGGUUUCUGUGGAUAAGUGGGAAACCCGGUGCUGGCAAGUCAACAAUGAUGAAGUUCGCAUACUCGAGCAUGAAGAAUAAAGCUCCUCACAACCAGUCUGUCGUCGCCUCAUUUUUCUUCAACGCUCGAGGUGACUACUUGGAGAAGUCGAUCUCGGGAAUGUAUAGGUCAUUGCUGCUUCAGCUACUUGAAGGGUAUCCCAGCCUUCAGACUGUUUUGGACGACCUUGAUCUUGUUCCGCAGAAUCAUAAUGGCUGCCCGUCCUUGAAUGUUCUCAAAGAGCUCUUUUAUAACGCUGUUUCCGCUCUCGGUCAAUCACCUUUUACCUGCUUCAUUGAUGCUCUCGACGAGUGUGACGAGCAACAGGUUGUGGACAUGGUUCAGUACUUUGAGGACCUGACUGAACAAUCCACAACCCACGGCAUCCCGUUCCGAAUUUGCUUCUCUAGUCGACACUAUCCAUAUAUUGGGCUCCAGCGAGGUAUACGACUGACACUAGAGAACCAGCUAGGACAUACAGAGGACCUAGCAACAUACGUUGCCAGCCGUCUCCGGAUAGAUGACCCUGCCCUUGUCGAAGAACUGCGACCCCAGCUUCUUGGCAAAGCCGCCGGUGUUUUCAUGUGGGUUGUUUUAGUUGUUGAUAUCCUUAACAAAGAGUAUCGACGGGGUGGUCUGAGCUUGAGAAGGAGACUUGCCGAAAUACCGAGUGAUUUGAGCGAACUUUUCAAUGACAUCUUGAGACGUGACGAUGAAAACAUGGAGGAGCUUCUCCUUUGCAUUCUGUGGAUUCUCUUCGCAACGCGACCUCUGCAGCCGAGGGAGCUUUAUUAUGCUCUCUGGUCUGGUCUUUCACUGAAGGAUCUGGCCGAUGGUCAGAUCCCGCCUGUUACUGUCCCGGAUACGAGUGAUGGUCUUAACAUAUUUAACAGAUGUGUUAUUAGCUCCUCGAAAGGAAUUGCUGAAGUCACCACAUCAAAUCAGCCAACCGUUCAAUUCAUCCAUGAAUCUGUCCGGGACUUCCUCAUCAAAGACGGUGGUUUGCAUAGAUUAUGGCCUGAACUGGGUUUUGACUGGGAGGGCCGAAGCCAUGAGAUACUGAAACAGUGCUGUAACAUGUAUAUGAAUCAUUAUUUGAUCCAUGUCACCACUAGCACGGUCCUUUCAGAACCUGAAUACAACGUGCGAAGCGAAAUCUCGGAGAAGUACCCGUUUCUGAAAUAUGCUGGUCGGCAUAUUCUCUACCAUGCCAACGCGGCGGCAAAAGUGGUCCCUCAAGCCAAUUUCUUACGUUAUUUUGCGAUGUCUAACUGGAUCAGCAUCAACAAUUUGUUUGAACGGUCCAAGGAUCGUGAAUAUGAUCCAUGUGUAAGCCUGUUUUAUGUUUUGGCAGAGAGAGGGUUCUCCGACCUCAUCCGCACGAGUUUUAAAGCAGGCGGCCCUUUGGUUGGGGGGGAGUAUCAGGGCCCGCUCUUUGCCGCGUUCGCCAACGGGCACAAAGACACUAUCGCCGCCCUUUUCAAUUUGCCUUCUGUCAUGUAUGAUGGUAUCGACAUUACAGAGGGCCUGGAAUCCAUCGAACUCUCGGAUUAUGAACAUAGAUCGCCACUAUCCUGGGCGUCUCAAACUGGUAGAACAGGCAUUGUCAAGUUACUCCUCCAGGCAGGAGCCCCUGUCAAUGAGAUAGACGCAGGAGGACGUACAUCACUCUCCCUUGCCUCGGAGAAGGGCCACGACCAGGUAGCACUUUUGCUUAUCGAGAAUGGAGCAAAGCUUGAAGCCAAGACCAAGGACAGGUUAACACCGCUUUUAUUGGCUAUACAGGGGGGCCAUGUGGCGUUGUCAAGGCUUCUCAUCGAAAAAGGGGCAAAGGUUCAUGCAAGGGAUAGAAAACACCGAACAGCAUUAUUCUUCGCCUCAGAGAUGGGUCACCUGGCGACGGCAAAGCUGCUCGUCGAGAGAGUUGACCUUGAGUCCAGCGACGCCCAUGGAUUUACACCACUCGCCAUCGCUACGAGGGAAGGCCACGAGGAAGUGGCGAGCCUUUUAAUUCACAAUGGAGCGGAUGUCAACUCCAGCGAUGAGAAUAGACAAAGCCCCCUCAUGGUCGCUGCAUUGGCGGGCUACAAGUCUAUUGCGGAGCUGCUAAUCAACAAUGGGGCAGAUGUCAACGCAAGCGAUAGCUAUGGACAAACUCCACUCACGAUCGCUGUAUCGGGGGGCUUUGAGCCCAUGGUAAGGCUUCUCAUCGACAACGGAGCAGACAUCAACACCGGUGAUAGAAAGUCGCGGACACCGUUGAUCUUGGCUUCCGCCAAGGGCGACGUGGAGAUGGUGAGGCUACUCCUCGAGAAGGGAGCAGACCUUGAUACCAGGGACGUAGGCGGAUGGACACCACUUGAGGUCGCAACGGAGCAAGAUCACAGGGCCGUGGUGAGGCUUCUUAUCAGUAAAUGA
Messenger RNA from Penicillium egyptiacum, 3681 nucleotides. NCBI's taxonomy places the organism in Eukaryota, Fungi, Ascomycota, Eurotiomycetes, Eurotiales, Aspergillaceae. The record is from the annotation of a GenBank genome assembly.